AUGGUAUGGUAUAAGAAGAAGGAAGGUGAAAGUGAAGUAGCAGCAUUAGGGCUUCUGCAGAGAGUGGCGAUUGCAAUAAUGGGCUGUUUUUUUGGAUGUUUUCGUAUCAAAGAUUCCCAACCUCAUUUUGUCUCACGCCCUACUACUGAGCCAGUGGUGACAACCCGCAACCGGAAUGCUCUGUCAUCUCUAUUCCUUUCUGACGAUGAUUCACGUCAAGAGACUGAGAAAACUCGGAAAUUGGAUAAUUCUCAGCAUGAAGAUCUUGAUUUCAGAGAGCUCAAGGAGGAGGCUAAGUUCCUCAAAGCUUGUGGAACUCUGCCUGAGACUCCCGCUGAAAUUCGAAAAGCCUCAGAGAAAUGGAAGGAUGCAUCAACUAAAGAUGCAGAAGCAACACCUACGAAAUUCAAUUCUUGGCUUUCUAAUGCAUCCAUUGAGAAACUCAACUUAGAGAAGCAACCUGAUGAACCUCCUACUCCUGUAAAAAUUUGUGAAGAACAGAGAAUGGAAUCAAGUUCGUUGGUGGAAACUCCGAGCAGCUGCCUGACUGAUGGAAUGAUAACAAGACGAGCUCAUACCAAUUCCACUUCAAGUGGUAGCAUUCAGAAUUUUAUCACACCCCCAGAUGUACAUGCUAAUGUCAUUCAUAGUUUCUCAACUUCAUCUGUUCUAUCCGAGGAUAUGGCUUCAAGUGUACAAUUCAAAAACAAAUCUGUUCAUUUUGAAUGUGAGUCUGAUAUGUCUUCAUCUCCAUCAAAAGGCUCUUCAUCUGACACGACCAUUCAAAACUUGAAGCAAUCUGGAUGUGCUGGUAAUUAUAAUAAAUCAAAGCUGUCACCAUAUCCAACCCCAUUAAAACUAACUGACGAGAUGCAAACACCCGGCACUGUUUUCCCUGGAUAUCUUGACAAUACGGUGGAUGGAAAAACUGCUAGAAUCAGAUCUCAGUAUAUUUACUCUGUCCUGAACCCAGUCGAGAAUUCCUCUCAGUGGAAGGUAUUGAAGGAUGAAAACUCUGAUUCUCAUCACCUAAGUGAAUCUCUUCAGCAGGUCGAUGAAGGAACCCCAACAUCAGACAUGGAGAUGAAAGAACUUUCAGCUAGAAAAGAUAUGAAGGUUGAAGGAAGCUUGUCUUCUUGGUUGAAACCUCCUUCAGUAAAUCAAGAUGACAAUAAUCAACAGUUUGGUUCAGUAUUUGGUGAUAAUUUUCGUUGUGGAAGAACUCCAAGUGAUAGGCCUAUCCUUGGAAUGGUCGCAGCUCACUGGAAAGAUGAUGAAAAUUCACGUAUUUCACCUAAAUGGUGGGAUGGGAAUGGGAUUCCAAAUUCAACUAAUAAGUAUAAAGAGGAUCAGAAAGUUAAUUGGCAUGCAACACCAUUUGAAGAGAGGCUAGAGAAGGCACUAUCUGAAGAAACUUUUGUAACUCAGAGGAAGCAAAUCAGUGGGACUCCUCCAAUUGAAUUUGAUGAAACCGAAGAAUCUGAUACUGCUCUAUCACAGUUGCAGCAGUCUUCAACACAUCUUAAAUCUGUCGUUUCAUUUUGA
Molecule: messenger RNA, 1545 nt
Organism: Fraxinus pennsylvanica
Lineage: Eukaryota; Viridiplantae; Streptophyta; Magnoliopsida; Lamiales; Oleaceae
Source: the annotation of a GenBank genome assembly